Messenger RNA from Cajanus cajan (pigeon pea), 1023 nucleotides. Its product is annotated as fatty-acid-binding protein 1. Gene Ontology annotation, molecular function: intramolecular lyase activity; fatty acid binding. Lineage: Eukaryota; Viridiplantae; Streptophyta; Magnoliopsida; Fabales; Fabaceae. The record is from RefSeq and is a predicted model, not a curated record. Gene Ontology annotation, biological process: fatty acid metabolic process. Gene Ontology annotation, cellular component: chloroplast stroma.
GACACAUUUCUCUCUUCCCAACAUCAUCAUUUCCCAACAAUACGUGAAGGUUUGACGUUACAGCUAUCCCCACCGACUGAAAAAACUUAUGUGCAAAGGCAACUAGAUCUUAAAUAUGCAAUGCCUUAACCUUAUUUUCAUCACUAUUUCUUCUAAUUGAAUAGGAAUUUCGGAGUAGAAUCUCUCAUUAUGAGUUCUUCCAUCUCAUCUCACUCAUCUUUGUCUCUCAAUUUGGAGGACAAUGGUGUUUACGUGCUUGAGAAACGGAGCGGAGUUUCCUUCCCUUCUAUCUUAGGCCCUUCUCUCAAACUCUGUGGAGUUGGCUUGCGCAAAAAAAGCCUUAUUCCAUUCAUCAGCUUUGAUGUUUAUGCAUUUGGUGUUUAUGCUGCUGAUGAGGACAUAAAGCAAUAUCUUUCUUGGAAAUAUAGGAAGUUUUCUGCGUCCAAAUUGCAGGGUAAAAAGGAGUUCAUUGAUGACCUUAUGGAAAGUGAUAUAUUUAUGGCCAUUAGACUUCAAAUUAUCCAUGGUGGAUUGAGCAUUCCUAAGGUGCGAAAUGUAUUUGAAGAGUCUGUGGGAAGCAGGCUGCAGAAGUUUGGGGGAUCGGACAAUAAAGAAUUGCUUCAAAGGUUCACUUCACAGUUUAGAGAUGAAUACAAAAUACCUUGUGGAUCUGUGAUUCAUCUCUUAAGAGAAAAGGGUCAUGUUCUUCACACAUUGAUUGAUGGACAGGAAGUAGGAAGCAUCCAGAGCAAACUCCUAUGUAAAUCAAUUCUAGAUUUAUAUGUUGGGGAGGAAGUAUUUGAUGAACCAGCCAAAGAAGAAAUUGAGAACAAUGUGGCUACAUACCUUAGAUGUUGAAUGUUUAACUAAGAAUCUUAAAUAAGACAUUGAUUCUAUAUCCUUGAAUUUCAAGAUUGCAAUAUGUAUUUAGUUAUAUUUCUAAUAACUAUCUUACUCUGAUAUAUUUUUAGAGUAGUACCUAUUAAUUCUGUCCUAUUUAAUUUCUUAUACAAAUUAUAUUGA